Messenger RNA from Rosa rugosa (rugosa rose), 740 nucleotides. Its product is annotated as protein CURVATURE THYLAKOID 1B, chloroplastic. Gene Ontology annotation, cellular component: chloroplast thylakoid membrane; thylakoid. The coding region runs from base 212 to 727 and encodes 171 amino acids. The transcript is spliced from 6 exons. The record is from RefSeq and is a predicted model, not a curated record. Lineage: Eukaryota; Viridiplantae; Streptophyta; Magnoliopsida; Rosales; Rosaceae.
UCCAAAUGAAAGUGCAAUGAGUGGUUCUCCCCCUUCAAAACUUGAGAGAACAUCAUCUCCCACAGUCCAUUCCAAAUUAUCAAACCUUCCAAAAUAAACAAACCCAGAAAUAAAUUGAUACUCAUUAUCAUAUUGUAUCAAGUUACUAAUAUCAUACUGGCCUCAGAAUCUCUCAUAGGACCUAAGUAACCUGUAGGGGAUUCAGUAAGCCAUGGCCUCCACCUCCUCCACACUUACCAUCUCCUCCUCUUCUACCCCUUUUGACACCAAGACUCCUCGCCACUCCGCCGCACCCUCACCUCAAUGUGUGACACUCCCUACGCUUCCUCCACCGCCGGUGCAGUCUCAAAACCGCCCAGGGAAGACCACUGCCUAUUGCCGUAAGAUUGCUCGCAAUGUCAUGGCCAUGGCCACUGGGGAAGCACCAGCAGAAGUUGCAACAACCGAGCUGCCAGAGGUUUUGAAGACAGUUCAAGAAGCUUGGGACAAAGUUGAAGACAAGUAUGCAGUGUCUUCACUUGCAGUAGCUGGUGUUGUUGCAGUAUGGGGCUCUACCGGGAUGAUUUCGGCAAUUGAUAGGCUUCCUUUGAUUCCUGGUGCUCUCGAGCUUGUUGGCAUUGGCUACACUGGGUGGUUUGCAUACAAGAACCUGGUGUACAAACCAGACAGGGAAGCUUUGAUACAGAAGAUAAAAGACACAUACAAAGACAUAAUUGGCAGCAGCUAGAACAAAACCAGAA